AUGGCAUCAACCAAUGUUACGCUCACCGUGGAGCCGCGGGGGAAACCUAUCCGCAACCUCCCAGCAGAAAUCGAGAUUGCCCUCACUGCCUCCGGGGAAGAGCUCCACACUGCUCUAGCGGAGGCCUCUGCGACUUCGGUGCACCGGUUGAGAAUUACCAAGGGGAGCGACCGCAGCGUGGUCCCCAAUUCGACACGGACCACUAUUCAGGACACUGGUCUCCGGGAGUCGAGUGUGAUCCAUGUCAAAGACCUCGGUCCUCAAAUCGCAUGGCGCACCGUCUUUAUCAUCGAGUACCUCGGCCCACUUGUGAUCCCCGCACUGUUCCUGUUCCCUCUCCGGUCUCUGCUGUACUUCAACCUCGACAAGCCCCUCCACGAGGCCUCCGAGACCCAGCUACUGGUCUGUCUGCUUCUGACUGUGCACUUCCUGAAGCGCGAGUUCGAGACAGUCUUCGUGCACCGAUUCAGCAAUGCCACGAUGCCCGCCCGUAACAUCUUCAAGAACAGCGCUCACUACUGGGCCCUGGCCGGCUUCAACAUCGCCUACUGGGUGUUCCGCCCCGACGCAGCCGCCGCCACCAAGCAGCCCAACAUGGGUCUCGUGUAUGCGGGCCUGGCGCUCUUCGGCUUCGGUGAGCUGUUCAACUUGAACGCGCACCUGAUCCUGCGUGAUCUCCGCCGGCCGGGCACCACCGAGCGCGGCAUCCCGUCUGGGUUUGGGUUCAGCCUAGUCACCUGCCCGAACUAUAUGUUUGAAAUCAUUGCGUGGCUGGGGAUCUUCCUGGUCAGCCAGUUGAGCUGGAGUGUUCUGUUCUUUAUCUUCGUUGGCGGCUUGCAGAUGUGGAGCUGGGCCUGGAAGAAGGAGAUCCGCUACCGCAAGGAGUUUGGGGACAAGUACAAGAGCAAGAAGACUGUCAUACUCGCUGGUCUCUGCUAA
Penicillium alfredii is the source of this 939-nucleotide messenger RNA. RefSeq names its product trans-2-enoyl-CoA reductase (NADPH) TSC13. Gene Ontology annotation, molecular function: oxidoreductase activity, acting on the CH-CH group of donors. Lineage: Eukaryota; Fungi; Ascomycota; Eurotiomycetes; Eurotiales; Aspergillaceae. The record is from RefSeq and is a predicted model, not a curated record. Bases 1 to 939 code for a protein of 312 amino acids. The transcript is spliced from 3 exons. Gene Ontology annotation, biological process: very long-chain fatty acid biosynthetic process.